CCAGCAUGGAGGUAGAUCCCAGCUCAGCAGCUGAAACCAAGACCAACAGCAGCACGGAGAAGACCAGGACUUUUGGCACGUCUCAGCCGAAACCCAGAAGUGCGAAUCCGUACCCCCCCGUCUGCCGCUUUUAUUCCCGUGGGAGGUACUGCCAGUUUGGAAGGAGGUGCCGAUUUCUGCACGAGUAUCUGGAACCACAGGUUAGCCCCAGCGUACCUGAAAACCACGAUGAUGGCAACACUGAUGACAGCUCCCAAUGCCAGGGCAGCACGGAGAGUCCCAAUAAGCCUGCAGAGGAUCCGGGCUGGCUACGACCCGGGCCACCCAAGAUGCUGGGACCCCGAGAACGGCCCAAGAGGCCGUGCCGCUACUACCUGUCUGGCUACUGCGCGAUGGAAGAACGCUGCCGUUUCUGGCACCCAGAGAAGCAGCCCCCUUUGCGGGACUGCGUGGGGCCUGAACCUGCCCAGGCCAGCCCUCGGCCUGUGGGCCCACUCAUCCGUCCACCUGUCCCCCGCCCUGCCGUGGUCAAGGAUGAGGUCAAGCUGACCGAGCUGACCCAGGAGGUUGCCCGGCAAUUACGGGAGACCGAAAUCAGCCAGCUGAUGAAGCGCUUCCCCAAGGACCAGCUGAUUAUUCAGGAGAGCGAAAGUGGGAAGCAGACCUACUACCGCAUCGUGGUGGAGCCCACAGACCCAGACUGGCCCUUUGAUUUGAAGGAGAUGGAUAUUCAGAUCUGCUUCCCAGAUGAAUACCCUUUGGAGGUGUUCACCGUGGAAAUCCCUGAGGAUCAGGAUCUACCAGCAUCUAUGGGAAGGCAUGUGUGCAUGGCUUCAGAGGAGUGGUUACGGGCAAAACAUGCCACCAACCGGUUGAUGGGCAAGUUGGAGUUGUUGUUUCGUCCAUACCUGCGGUGGCUGGACCGCAACAUGGAGAAGCUAUUCACUGAGGGAGCUAGGCAGAUAAAGAGGGAAUUAGAGGCAGAGAGAGCCGGGAUACACAUUGUUCCCUACCAGCAGCUGCGAGCACGUUUACCUGGCGCCAUACCUUCGCAAACAACAGAGAUGUCUGCGGGCCCUCAGAAGGAGGAUGGCAGUGAGGAACUGUCCCAGAAGCUGCGGGACGUCAAGGUGGCAGAAUCGGAAAGUCCCGAAAUGAGUGGCACAGGGAGUGAGAUCAGCACCAGUGAGGAGGAGGACAAUUGUUCGAGGACUGGCUCACCAUCUGGUGACCGGCACGAGCUGGCAGGAAAGUCUGACCCUCCGAUCCCAUGUAAGGGCACUGCAGUGCGGCUUGUUGGCCUAGAGUUGGGGGAAGGGACGGCAACACUGUCAGCUCAACAGAUCACCAUGUCGCUGAAGUGCAGCAGGUGCAAAGUUGCUUCAGAUCUUACUGUGUCCCAGAAGUGCCCUUCGUCUGUAAGCUGUAAGAAAUGUAACACAGACAUCAGCAUAGCAUUUCAGCCCAGUAUAGUUCAUGAGCACUCAGACAUCAUGGGAUACCUGGAACUGCGUGGAUGUGUCCCUGUAGAAUUAGUGAUACAGGACAGUCAGUUUGCUGUGGGCUGUCUAAAAUGCUCCAAGGAGGGAUCGCUGCAGGAUCUCUCUUACGGCCGAUACAAGGUGUUAAACUGCUUGCAUUGUCACAGCAAACUCAGCAUUAUGGUGGAGGCUGCACAGUUUUAUCAGAUCCAUGCCCAGUCACAGGAUGAAACUGAUGCUAAUAAUUCAGUUCAUCAGCAACAGAAGAGACAGCCCCCUGGACCUAUUCUUCAGCUUGGGAAACCCCUGCCUGAGUUUGGUACCUGUACACACUUCAAAAAGAGUUUCCGCUGGCUAAGGUUUCCAUGCUGUGGCAGAGCUUAUCCAUGUGAUGUGUGCCAUGACAGUGACCAAGACCAUGUGAUGGAGCUGGCCAAUCGAAUGAUUUGUGGGUACUGUGCGAAGGAGCAGCCGUACUGCAACGGGAAGCCCUGCAUUUCCUGCAGAGCCAUGAUGACGAGAGGCUUCCACACCAGUCACUGGGAGGGAGGCCAAGGCUGUCGCAACAGAAUCAAGAUGAGUCACAAAGACAAACAGAAAUAUUCAAACUCCAUGAAAACGGUGUCUCGCCGAUCCCAGCGUCAGUAUCAGAAGUGAUCAGUGUGGCCCCUGACUAGGGAUCUCUCACUUGGACUGUGGCCUUAGUAAUAACUCCAUGAGUAGGUGUGGUGUGCGCGCGUGGUUGUUCCCGUUUUUUUUUAUUUCCAGUUGUUUCCCCCUCCACUGAGGUGGUGAAAGGAUAAAUGCUUUGUUCAAAUUUUAAAGUAAGGAGCUGAUCUUGGGGAGUAGGGGUGCAGAGCAGCCCCAUAAACGAGGAAUGAGACAGCUUCUAGCUUGAUCUGUAGAAUUUGCAGUAGCACCACCCCCCACCCCCCCCUCCGCCAUCCUCGCUGCUGCCACCACCUGUAGAUAACUAUGGAUGAGAAACACAGUAUGGCAGGAGGUCAUUGUUUACAGCUCCGCUUUGAGCCCAGCAUUUAGCAGCACUUCAGCCACCAAAUCGGGAAGGAAGAAGUUCCAGAUUUAUCGAUGACUUUCCUGCCAGCUUGGCUGCGUUUAGCUGACAGUGCUGAAACCAUGUGUGCACUAAGGUGCAUGGUUCAGAUGUGACACACAGAAUGCCAGGCCUAACCUGGCACGGAGGCUCCCUCUUUUCACUGGUCUAGGAGACAGUGCAGAUAGUUCUGUCUGUAACCUUAAACUGGGUGUAGAAAUUUUGAGUAAGGCAUUCUAGGACAGCCCAGGAUAGACCCCCUGCACAGUCUCUCUGAAAACGGAUAGUGUCUCAAAUCAAGGUCCAGCCUUCUUUUCAUGAUUGGAGCUUGGAGACGUGUACAAUGGGAAGUUGUUCUAAUUUUGGUUUUUGAAUGUUACAGGCUAUCACUGUGGUGAUUUAAUUUGGCCGUUUUAUAAAAUGCAGUCACAUCUCAUUCUAUGCAAUAAGACGAACAAUAAGCAAAGAAGCCCUCCUGGGCCUGGAAAUGAUGACAGCAGGGAAGAUUAGAAUCCCCCCUCACGUGGCUAAGCCCAGGCAUUUGACUAGGUUUAUGAGCAGUAGGCACUACUGUGGAACUGCGCAAAUAAUAUUGGCUGAUUUUUGUCUGUUCCUGUCUCAAAGAGCUUGACAGGGAGCAAGACACUGUUUACAAAUAACCGACUGGCAGCUCAUUGGAAGCUGGAGGAGGCCAUUUCAGCCCCUGAGGUGGCUCAGCUCUUCAAUCCAACAAAGCCUGAUCCUAUUCCUUAAAAUCCUUAGUUGACAAAAUUCUCUGAACUGAGCCAUAAAAGCUCCAGGAUCAGUGAGCUCUGAGUUUGGAUAAUGAGAAUGUGCCAGAUAUUGGUUUUAUUGAGGCAAUACUGUCAAGCUCAAUUCCUGCUUCUAAUCACUGUGUGCACAUGCAUACCUUCCAGCAGAUGGCAGCAGUUCACCCUUUGCUAGUCUCCUCAGCACCAGCUUAGAGUGUAAACUUCACUGUUUCCAAACGCUGAGUGCCACAGUUACCCAGCAGGGAAACACUGACUCCAGGACCUUCGAGAUCACUUUACAUAGUUUGUAGAAAUUUAGGACAGUAAACUGAAUUCACCAGGGUGUUAUUUGUGGAGCGCAGCGGUUAGUUCUUUUGAUUUUGGUCCUUUCAUCCAUUCAGUUGCGGAUCCAUUUCCACAAAUAAUCUCUGACAGUUGCCACCACUGAGUGUUCUCUUAUAUGCAAAUUAGAACACAUUUAAAUCCUGAUGUGAAAACCCAAAAUUGCCCGUAAUGAGAAUUUUGGAUAACAAAAUCGCAGUCACCCUUGUCCCGGUCUCGAUUUUAUCCCGAGGUUAGAGCCUCGUGCAGACUGUCUCAUCCACCUCCUUGUCCUCACAUCCUGUGUUCAGGUUCACUACUGAGAAAGUAAGAACCAACUGACAGUCCACUAUUGAAAGCAUCACCAGCAAACUAACCCGGUUCUAACUGAUACGUGCACAUAGAUGGGGGAACGGGGUAAGAAGUUUAACUUACUCUUCUCCUUCAGCCCAGAGUGAUGAGCUCUGUUGUUACUAUUCUGUUGUCCAGCCAGAAGGGGCUGCAGGUUGAACGUCCUUCCUGUGUAGAUAGAUUCUGGCUGCACAUCUGUGUCUGAGUUAGCUCCCCUGUGCCAGUCUUUUACAUGAAUUAAGAACAGAAAGUGCGAGAAACCCUCAGCAGGUCUGGCUGGCUGCAUUGGUGGAGAGAGUUACCGGAGUUUCAGGUUGGUGACCUUGUCAGAACCAUUGACCUGAAAUGCUAACUCUGUUCCCCUCUCCAAAGAGGCAGCCUGGCCUGCUCAGCAUUUCCAGCAUCUGUUUUUAUUUCAGAUUUUCAACAUUGUCAUCUUGUGUUUAUAUGUGUGUGCGUGUGUCCUUCUUUGAGUCUUUUCCUCCUGUCUCUCAUUUCCAGUUUAAAAAUACUUUGGACAUACUCCUUUUCUCCCAUAUUUGAGCUGCUAUUCAUUUCUUGUUUCUUUAUCGUGUGCUUGUGCCUCUCUUCAUAUUUUCUACUCCCCAACCCAGCAGCCAUUCACCCGCUGGACUGCCAGGUUUGUGUAUCACCUGAAUGUGUUCAGGGAUAGGGAGAGGGGAGGAAUCAAAAGGAAGCUAUUUCUCUGGUUAAACCAAAAGCUGAGCCUGAAAUACAUCAGCCACCACGUGUGUGUUCCAGUGCCAGUCUAAAGAAGAAACCUACAGAUCUCCAUUCGCCGCAUCUCAAUGGUUUUAGCCACGAUUGGUUGUAACCUGAGUUACCUGGCUCUAUCGGGGUUUAACCCCGUGCACUCCCUAAUUCUGAUGUGAUUUUUCCAUAUUAAGGAAUGACUGAAUGUUCCUUUUCUAAUGAGUGCCUUUUGUUUCUCAAUUCUGUCACCUCGACCAGUUGCUACCCACUGCCUGCAUCCUCUAAAAGGAGCAAUCUGCAAAUGAUCCUACAACCCCACCUUGACCCCUGGCCGCAGAGAGUGCUGAGCCAUUGACAUGAUUCAUACUUCUCCAGUCAGGUCCACAGGGCAGCUUCUCAUCAAAUCCUACGGCACUUUGAAGGCAGAGAAGUUUGUUUGUGCAGUAAUGUCUCUCAGGGCAAUGUUGUUUGGCCAGGAAUGCAGGCAGUACCGGGCAGGCUUUCAGACCAUCUUGUAGUACAAUAUCUCUCAUACUCUUUGAAGUUUCUGAUUUGCACUACCAAUUGGUGAGGUUCCCAUCCAACAUAGGGAAGCUGGUUAAACCCCCACUAAAGUUUAAAUCUAUUUCCUUAGGUGGAGGCACGUUAGCCCAAUGCAUGUUGUUGCUAUGGCUAAACUAAUAGUAUUUUUUGGGAGCAGUAAUAGGAUUCAAUCGAAUCAUAUUUCUGAUUUAUUGUGCAAAAUUGCCACUCAAAAGACUUAGUGACAAACACUGGCAAGAUAUUUUAAAAUAGGAAAAGAACUCAUUUGCAUGUAUGUAGAGUUGAUGGUAUUUUAAAAUAAACUUUAGUUUUUGUCAGUUUUGA
Molecule: messenger RNA, 5540 nt
Organism: Rhincodon typus (whale shark)
Lineage: Eukaryota; Metazoa; Chordata; Chondrichthyes; Orectolobiformes; Rhincodontidae
Exons: 11
Coding region: 6-2138 (710 amino acids)
Cellular component (GO): nuclear envelope
Molecular function (GO): nuclear export signal receptor activity; zinc ion binding
Source: RefSeq, a predicted model, not a curated record